CAAAAAAUGAUUGAGUGAGCCUCUAUCUUGAAAUGUUGUGAAAUAUUUAAUAAUAUUAGAAAUCAUUUGAGAAUGCUAUUCAAAAAAUUUUUAAGUGAGUUGACAUGGGGGAUUUCAGCUUCUAGCAAGUGUUUUCACCCUCUCAUGCUGAGUUCUAGAUGAGAUUUUUUUUUUUUCCGUCUUCUAACACACAGAUUCAGUAUACUUCACACAUCGUACGAGAUGAGUUCUCCAUCAUCUUCUCAAUCGUUCAUCUUACCAGAUAGCCCACCACCACACCAACACAUUCUCAACUACUGGCAGCGGAAAGCUGCCCUCGCUGCUGAGUCGUCCGCUGCCGCACCCGCCCCCUCACCGCUCAGCGUGGAACCACCAUCACCAACCGGGGAGAUCAUCAUCGGGGACAGCCCUCUUCAACGUCUAGCACCAGCACCUACCUGGGCACCGCGGCAUGCAGUGUUGUCAACUCAACCCAACAAGCAGGCGGUGAAGAGGAGGCUAGUUUUCGAGGACGAGGGCGUGCUCACUCAAUCAAAGAAACGUGUGCUGGAAGAGGACAGCUCGAUCGUGCCUCUCUUGAGGGAGGAGGAGGAGGAAGUGGAGAUAGAGGACGAGAUGCAAUCGGAGAGCUUUCUAAGAUUAUUGAAUAGCCGCACUGAGAAGCCAUGGUCGCCUCUGCGCGAGCUGGAAGAGGGGUUGCCAUAUCCGAUAUGUGACGUGAGAGAGGCGUCCAACCAGCACGGGCGGCGAAUUGUGCUCAAAAUCCGGGUACCUGGACUACGAACAACAGAUGUUUAUCUUCCAGAAAGAUUUACCCGGAUUUUGAGCACAAAAGACAUUGAAAAUUAACAAUUAAAGUGCAAAACCUUAUCUCUGUUUGUAAAGCAUGUUAAUGCUUUUAUGACUGACAUAAAAAUUGUUAAAUGCUAAAUUAGCAUUCAACAAUUUUUAUGUCACUAAGCAUCUAGCAUUAACAUGCUUUACAUGUUGAUAUGUAUGUGUGAAAGUAGUGUUCAAUAAAUUGUAAUAUUGUUUCUAUAAAAAUUGUUUUCAAUUCUUACCUGUUCACAAUGAAUAGUAGAAACACACAGAAGAAGAAAUGCUGGUUCACCUGCUCUGUUAUGAAUGAUAUUUAAAUAAGGUGACUGGGUCUUUUAUAGUUUGUUGUGAGCAUGCUCAGUAGUCUUUA
Messenger RNA from Nilaparvata lugens (brown planthopper), 1189 nucleotides. RefSeq lists its product as uncharacterized. The record is from RefSeq and is a predicted model, not a curated record. The transcript is spliced from 2 exons. NCBI's taxonomy places the organism in Eukaryota, Metazoa, Arthropoda, Insecta, Hemiptera, Delphacidae. Bases 223 to 849 code for a protein of 208 amino acids.